AUGCAUGGUAGAAGAUGUCGUCUACCAGCUGAUCCACACGAUACACCAAUUAAAACAUUAUCAUCAAAAGAAUGGAAUGAAGAAAUCAAGAAAUGUUUAGAUGACAUCCAUUUAGCAACGGUGAAGAACAUCCAAAAAGUUCAAAAUCAAAUGAAAGCAAGAUUUGAUAGACAUCGUCGUGAUCAGGAAUAUCAAGUUGGUGAUUUAAUGGUAGUCAAAAAUGAACAUCCAGAAAACAAAUUAUCACCGAAAUAUAUCGGCCCAUAUGAAAUUAUACGUCGAUUAGGACAUAAAACAUAUGAAGUACGAUUUAAUCAACACGGACCAAUACAUCGACUGACUGUUGAUAAAAUGCAAGCAUUAAAUUAA
Messenger RNA from Didymodactylos carnosus, 369 nucleotides. The record is from the annotation of a GenBank genome assembly. Lineage: Eukaryota; Metazoa; Rotifera; Eurotatoria; Philodinida; Philodinidae.